Molecule: messenger RNA, 3390 nt
Organism: Seminavis robusta
Lineage: Eukaryota; Bacillariophyta; Bacillariophyceae; Naviculales; Naviculaceae
Source: the annotation of a GenBank genome assembly
UUGUGACUUUAUGGGUGUUGCAAAGCAAAAAACUCGAGAACUCUGGGGAGCCAAGAGGCCUCAAGGUCCACUAGCUAGUAGGCCUACUACUAGUACUGGUACACGGCCACAGGCCACAGGGAACUGUGAAAGUUGUUGCUCUGCUAAAAUGCCUCACCAGUCACCUCAUGAAGCGUCGUUCAAGCAUCUCAAGCAUCCAAAAGCACCACACACCAAACCAAGCUAGCUAUCUAGUACCAUAGGUAUUAGAACAUUGGCAUCCAAAGCUCGUUUGUGAUUGCUCGCCCUCCAACUUCCAAAACAAUCAAAAAGAGUUGAACAGAACCAACCAUGUCGAAAGCUAAUAUACCCAUUGCAGCCGGACAGUGUCCUACCGGUACAAUCGAAUAUCACAAGAGCCUCGAGGAGGAAAAAUCAGAGAAGAAGGAACCCAAGCAGCAAGGUCUCGGAGUUUCAAAGAAAUCUGUAUUAGUUGCCAAGAAUAGCAGUACUCAAGACCAAACACACGAUGUUGUCCCGGAUGAACCCUCAAUAGUCAGCCAAAUUCAACCGUUGCCGUUGUUGACGUACAAUGCAAACAUCAGUAACAUGAGCAGAUUUCCGGGGGCAUAUUCCGUUGUAGGUAUCGGCGCCACAGCCGAGACUAUGGAUGAAUCUCAAAAUUAUAAUAAUAUUGAGACAGGCAACCCUUGCAUCAGCAAUGAGACUGAGGCAGUAAUUGACGGCGCCGUUGUUGUGGACGAUGAGGAAAUCAAUCAAGAUCGAUUGGAAAAUGGGACACUCCAUGCCCCAGAUGAUGAAGUCAUCGAAGGAAGAGUCAUGCCAAGCAAUCACAGGACCAAAAGUAGACUACCGUUGUUGUGCUUGGCAUUUGUGGCAAUAGCUGGUUUGGGGGUCUUUCUUGCUGUUUACCUACCUUUCACUGCUAAAGGUGAUGCGUCCAAGGCUACAUUUCCAACUUCUGAGUCUAUUAAUGACCAUGCAUCCAUGGUCAUCCAUCCACCCUUUCAAGAUGAUCUGUCUCUUCAAACUCUCAAGGCAUUUCAGAAUACAACGACACCUGAAUACAAAGCCAAUGUCUGGAUGUGGAAUGACCCAAACCUAAACAGCUACACCCCUGAACGACAGCUGCAACGAUACGACUUGGCAUGGUGGUACUACAUCAGCAAUGGUGACAACUGGUACAGAAAUGAUCACUGGCUCAGCUAUGAUGUCAAUGAAUGUGACUGGUUCACUCAGGCUCACAAUGAAACCAUCCUGCACUAUGACAAUUAUCCUGUCUGUGAUGAGAACAACACCCUACUGAUCCUGAACCUCAACUCAAACAAUCUCCAGGGGACACUGCCGGUAGUCAACAGAUUCCUCUCAAGGAUGAAGACAUUUGAUAUUGGAGACAACAAUAAUAUGCACGGAGCAGUCCCAACUGGCCCUGCAGGAAAUAAUGAAGUAUUGGAGGUCUUUAUUGUAUCCAACAACAACUUUGAAGGACAAAUAAUCUCUGGGAAUGGCUUCAAACCAUUUGGGUUGCGAGUGAUCAAGAUUGAUAGCAACACUCUGCAUGGUUACCAUGCACCUCUCUACCAUGUUCUAACAAAGUUGGAAGUCAUCAAUAUAGGGGGGAAUCUGUUUCGUGGUGCACAGACAGAGGCCAUUGGCAACUGCAAGCCCCUCCGUGAAUAUGUCGUAUCAGGCAAUGUGUUCAGUGGAGCAAUCCCCACAAGACUAGGAGAGCUCGCUGCUUUGAACACUAUUGAUGUUCAUGACAAUGCAGACUUGACUGGCCAAAUACCCUCCGAGUUGGGUGAGCUGUCCAGCUUGUCCUUUUUGGAUGUUACUGGCACAAAUAUAUCUGGUCCGGUACCCGAAAAGCUCUGCGACAGAGCGCAACAGGGUUUGAUGGAGAUCCGGGCCAACUGCAGUUUGGUGGACUGUUGUUUCUAACGUGUAGGUACAGCAAACAAAUGCUAGCUAUUUUGUACUGUGCUUGGUUGUCGCCGAGCUCUAGUAGCAAAGUGCAAUGAUAGUUUGUGCGUGACAGCACAGCAUGGAAAGCUUAUGUGAGAGCGACAAACGACGUACGACGUACACUGAGACGAUGCAACUGCACUAACACGCACUGCUACUUUUUGAAGCAGCAAGUCUCUCGCAAGCUAGCCAUCUUAAACACGAGACCAUCAAGCAAGCAACAAUCAAUCAACAUGUAGAAGUUAUUAUUCUUGGGGUAUCUCUCUAACGUCCAACAAUGGAGGCUCUACUGGUUUCUUUUCUUCUAGCCAAGUACCAAGAGCGCUGCCUCUGCAACAACUGUCGAACCAGUCAGCCCAUUGGGCAAGGUCUCUUGCUACCGUAGUUAGGCUCUUGUUUCAUUGAAGUUACCAUCAAUCUCUGCGUGUGCCAUAAUGUCAGCCUCCACCAUAAUGUCAUGAAUGACUUCCUGUUCCACAAGCUUGGUGCCAUCCGUUCCUACCAAGGCCACAAUCUCUGCCACGAUGUGCUUGAGGGAGCGCUUUGCCUCUUUGUAUGCCUUUUCACGUACCCGAAGUUCCUCCAGUAGCUCGGGUUCCUUUCCUUCGAGAAAGGUGACGACUUGCAUUUCAAUCUCUUCUGCCUUUUUUCCGACCCCAUGUCCGACCGCAUGAUGAGCAUAAGAUUCAAAGCCGUGAGCGACCAAUCCAUCGUUGUUUCGUGCUUCUUCGGUGGGUACUUCUUCUGUACUUGUGGUGUUUGACGAGGUGUCGGUGGAAUUACCAUCGAGCUUGUGCUCCUUGUCAUGACCAUGCUUGUGUCCUUUUCCACGACCACUGCCCUCGCCACCAGACGAUUCCUCUUCUUCUUCCUCCUCUAUUUCUUCCUCUUCUACUGCCUCGGCUAUUUCCAUUUCCUCUUCAAUUGCUUCCAUGACCGCUCCAGGGCCUUUCUUUGCAGCUUUUACAAUUGGGGGGGCCUUGGCUUUGAACCUGUGUUUUGGAAACUUGCCAAGGUGACCUCGACGUUCCGCUUCGUCUUCGUCUUCACCUUCAUCGUUCUUGUGUCGAUGACGAUGACGGUGGCGAUGAUGCUCCAGCAUUCGUUGUUGUUGCUCUUCUAGCUCUCGUUCCAAAUCUCCGUUUUCCACAACUGUGGCAUCCAAGCCUUCAUCUUCAAUCAGAAACGACUUUGCAUGGCCUCCCAGUCGAGCCGUGGCACUGGCAGCAAGAAGCACUACAAGAGCCAGGCUUAGCUUCCAGGCCUUCAUCAUCUUGGUCUCACCCUCUGCCUAGUUUUGUUUCUCUACUGUUCUGAUGCCAGAACAACGUUGUUGUUGAAGUGCUGGAUGAACAGAACAGCCGGCCCCUCAAACAAGAAUGUCCCACCAAAGAUUUUGUGGGUGAUAUCCAAUCCAAACCAAAG